Molecule: messenger RNA, 1385 nt
Organism: Antechinus flavipes (yellow-footed antechinus)
Lineage: Eukaryota; Metazoa; Chordata; Mammalia; Dasyuromorphia; Dasyuridae
Product: sulfotransferase 2A1-like
Exons: 6
Coding region: 97-969 (290 amino acids)
Biological process (GO): sulfation
Cellular component (GO): cytoplasm
Molecular function (GO): sulfotransferase activity
Source: RefSeq, a predicted model, not a curated record
AGCUUGCACAGAGUCAAGAAAACAGCAGCAGGAACAGGAGCAGCAGUGACACAGAUCCAGAAGAAAAGUGUCACCUAGCUAGAAGCCAACUGACCAAUGGAGAAUUCCAAGAAAUUCCUGUUUUUCAAGGGAAUCCCUCUCCUUCCCCAAUUUUAUGAUGUGGAACAUAUUCAAAGAAUGCAAGAUGAGUUUGAAUUUCAGGAUGAAGAUGUCAUAAUAGUGACCUACCCUAAAUCAGGAACCCAUUGGAUGAUACAUAUCCUCAGCCUGAUCUACUCAAAAGGGGACCCCACUUGGGUUAAAUCUGUCCCUUAUUGGAAACGUUGUCCCUGGAUAGAGAUAAAACCUAUCAUGGAAGUGGUCAAGAACAAGGGAAACUCCCAUCUCUUCACUUCCCAUCUCCCAGUCCAUCUCUUCCCUAAGUCCUAUUUCACCAGCAAGGCCAAGAUCCUGUAUGUUGCCAGAGAUCCAAGGGACAUCCUUGUAUCUUUAUACCAUUUUAAAAAUCAUAUCCCACUUUCCCUGUUACGUCCAACUUUUGAGCAUUUCUUGGAAAACUUCCUGCAGGGAAAUGUUGUUUUUGGGUCCUGGUUUGACCACAUCAAAGGAUGGCUAUCCAUGAGAAAUUCAGAGAAGUUCUUGUUCCUAACCUAUGAGGAACUUCAUCAAAAUCUUAAGGUCAGUGUGGAAAAAAUUUGCCAAUUCUUGGGCAAGGAGCUGAGUGAGGAAGAAAUCAAUUCAGUCAUGAAGAAUGCUUCCUUCCAAGUCAUGAAAAAGCACAUCCUGGAAAACAAAGAAACUAUGCCUAUAAAAAAUACUGAAUCUGUCAAAAACUUUUUGAUGAGAAAAGGAAUCUGUGGAGACUGGAAAAACCACUUCACAGUGACUCAAAUGGAAACAUUCAACAAGCAGUACCAAGAGAAGAUGAAGGGGAUGGACAAGGAUCUGUUCCCAUGGGAUCAAUGCUGAAAUGGAGAAUGGUGUUCUCUAAUUCACCCAUAUAUGAUCAACAAAUGAUAAUUCUGGCUCCUCCUUUGCAUCCCUAUUCUACUUUUACUCUCUUGUUGCUCUUAUUGCUAGUAGAAAGAAAAUUAGAAUUGAGACACAGGACAUCCAGGCUGCUUCCCAAAGGAAAGCUUCCAGUGUGGGUCCCUUACUCAGCAUGCUAAUUUUAUCUUUGACACACAUACUCUGCAUGCUAUUGUGGAAAGAUCCUUUUAAGCCUGUGAUUUAAACAUAAAUGAAUGCUGAAUGUUGUAGGCAUGUUCUCCCUUUUGAGAUGAUGGUGACUGUAAUCAUUGCUCAACAAAUUCAUAAUGCUAAGAGAUUAUGUAAUGUUAAAUAAUGCUUGCUUUGAUGAAAUAAAUUUAAUGACUUCAACCUGA